Hevea brasiliensis (rubber tree) is the source of this 2613-nucleotide messenger RNA. RefSeq names its product putative pentatricopeptide repeat-containing protein At1g17630. Lineage: Eukaryota; Viridiplantae; Streptophyta; Magnoliopsida; Malpighiales; Euphorbiaceae. Gene Ontology annotation, molecular function: protein binding; RNA binding. Gene Ontology annotation, biological process: RNA modification. The record is from RefSeq and is a predicted model, not a curated record. The transcript is spliced from 2 exons. Bases 276 to 2495 code for a protein of 739 amino acids.
CCACAAUAAUAUCCACGAGGAAAGACGCUCCUCCUUUCUUCCUCAUCCUCGUAGUCGCUGGCGGUGUCCUAUAAAUGGGUCUUUCUCCUCGACGCCUUUGUUAUCUUCCUCCUCAUCAAUCAUUUCAUCAUCCUCUUUGUUGUCGUGUUGUUUCUCAUCAACCUCUUCGUCAGACAGUUUUUGGCUUUGAUUGGCAGAUGGAAGCCAUAACUGCAUAGGAUCCACAAACCCUAGGACUGAAACUACACGAGAGCCUUUCUUCCUCGGAUUGUUUAAUGGCGGCAUCAAAGCCUAUAUUUAUACCUGGCAGAGAUUGGGCCAUGCUAGCUUUUCAACGUCUCGCAUCCAUACCUUCUCGAAUUCAUAAUUUCCCUUCAAAUCUCAGCUGUCCAAUCUCUCUACUCCAUCGUCAAACCCACAGCACAGAAUAUCAACCCUCCAGUGAGCUUCUUGAUUUUUUUGAUCACCUUCUUCAGCAAUGCAUCGUUGUUGAUCGCUGCAAACAAAUCCAUACCCAUGUCAUCGUCACUGGUUGCUGUUGCUCUGCUUUCUUGGCUGCCCGUAUUAUAUCUGUCUAUGGUCGUUUUGGGCUCCUCUUUGAUGCCCACAAAGUUUUUAACAGCGCCCCUUUUGAGGGCGUCUCGAAUUUGCUUUUGUGGAAUUCAAUUUUGAGAGCUAAUGUUUCUAAUGAGAACUAUGAAAAUGCCCUUAAGCUGUAUGUUAGAAUGAGAAGGGCUGGAGUUUUUGGGGAUGGGUUUACUUUUCCUUUGGUUUUAAGGGCAUGCGCUUAUAUGGGAAAUCCUAUUUUCUGCAAAAUAGUUCAUGGGCAUGCCUUAGAAAUGGGUUUUCAGAAUCAUCUUCAUGUUGGCAAUGAGUUGAUGGGCAUGUAUGCGAAAUUGGGUCAAAUGAGAGAUGCCCACAAUGUGUUUGAUAGAAUGGGUGUAAGAAGCUAUAUUUCCUGGAAUACGAUGGUUUCGGGAUAUGCCUUUAAUUAUGACUGCAAUGGUGCUCUUGAGAUUUUUAAAAGGAUGCAGUCUGAAGGUUUGGAGCCAAAUCUUGUGACAUGGACAUCACUUAUGUCAAGCCAUGCACGUUCUGGUUGGCUUAAGGAAACUAUGGAGUUGUUUGAUUUGAUAAGGAUGAGAGGAAUUGAGGUGAGUGCUGAAGCACUUGCUGUGGUGUUAUCAGUUUGUGCUGAUUUGGGUGUAUUUUAUCGGGGUACGGUGAUUCAUGGAUUUGUCAUUAAGGGUGGGUUUGAAGAUUACUCAUUUGUGAAGAAUGCAUUAUUAUGUGUGUAUGGGAAGCAUGGAGAUGUAAAUAGUGCGAAUAACUUGUUUCUGGAAAUGAAAAAUAAGAGUAUAGCGAGUUGGAAUGCCUUGAUAACGUCACAUGCAGACGCUGGUUUAUGUGAUGAGGCUCUUGAAAUAUUUUCACAGCUGGAGAGAUCAGAAGAUUGUCCGACAUUGAGGCCUAAUGUGGUAAGUUGGAGUGCCGUAAUUGAUGGUUUUGCUUCCCAGGGGCGAGGAGGGGAAGCUUUGGAACUUUUUCGAAGAAUGCAGUUUGCUAAAGUACUGGCAAACGCUGUGACAAUUUCUACCAUUUUAUCAGUUUGUGCAGAAUUACCUGCUCUGCAUCUUGGUAGGGAAAUUCAUGGCCAUGUGAUUAGAGCAUUGAUGGACAACAACAUUCUGGUGGAAAAUGGCUUGGUUAAUAUGUACACUAAGUGUGGAUGUCUCAGAGAAGGGUACAUGGUAUUUGAGAAAAUUGAGAAGAGAGAUUUAAUCUCGUGGAACUCUAUGAUCACAGGGUAUGGGAUGCAUGGACUUGGUGUAAAAGCUCUGGAAACUUUUGAUCAAAUGAUUAAAUUGGCAUUCAAGCCGGAUGGGGUUACUUUUGUUGCUAUUAUUUCUGCUUGUGGUCAUGCUGGACUUGUUCCUGAGGGUCGUAGGCUUUUUGAUCAGAUGCUUAGGGAGUAUAGGAUUGAACCCCAGAUGGAGCAUUAUGCUUGCAUGGUUGAUCUCCUAGGCCGUGCAGGGUUAUUACAAGAAGCAAGUGAAAUUGUCAAAAAUAUGCCACUAGAGCCCAAUGCUUGUGUCUGGGGUGCUCUUUUGAACUCUUGUAGAAUGCAUAACAAUACAAAAGUGGCAGGAGAAACUGCCUCCCAUAUUUUUAGUCUCAACCUGCGGGAAACGACGGGGAAUUACAUGCUGCUUUCUAAUAUAUAUGCUGCAAGUGGUAGAUGGAAGGAUUCUGCAACAGUGAGAGCGUCGGCAAGAGUAAAGGGUUUAAGGAAGUAUCCUGGACAGAGUUGGAUUAAGGUGAAGAAAAAUGUUUAUAUCUUCUCUGCAGGGAACAACACGCAAAAGGGUUUGGAGAAAGUUUCUGGGAUUGUUGAGGCAUUGACACUACAAAUGGAGAGUGAAGAAUAUGUUCACAGUAAUACUAUCAUUCCACAAGACGUGGAUGAGGUAGCUAGAUUGACGAUGUGGGGAUAAAAAAAAUUCUAGCUUUUCCUGGUUUUAUUUUUGCACUGGCUUGAAUUAAAUUAUACCUCAGUUCCAAAUUAGUUUAAUUUUUGGAAUGCAGGAGACCUCCCAUUGUUUCUGCAGCUAA